This is a messenger RNA of Funneliformis mosseae, 258 nucleotides long. NCBI's taxonomy places the organism in Eukaryota, Fungi, Glomeromycota, Glomeromycetes, Glomerales, Glomeraceae. The record is from the annotation of a GenBank genome assembly.
AUGAGAAUUUUGUCGGAUUAUGGGAUUCUAAAUCACGUGCUUGCGGAUCAAUCAUCAAAAAGUAUGGAAGACGAAUCAUUCAAAAAUGAUAUUCUUUUAAAAAAAAAUAUGUUCCAACUAAAGUUGCGUGGCAAAACCCAAAUCCCUCACUUUUCUACUGAUUUGACUUUUGAGGAACUGAAAGAACAUCAUGAAUGUCCAUAUGAUCAGGGUGGUUACUUUAUCAUAAACGGUUCCGAAAAAGUUCUAAUAGCUUAG